This is a messenger RNA of Malus domestica (apple), 6277 nucleotides long. RefSeq names its product DNA glycosylase/AP lyase ROS1. NCBI's taxonomy places the organism in Eukaryota, Viridiplantae, Streptophyta, Magnoliopsida, Rosales, Rosaceae. The record is from RefSeq and is a predicted model, not a curated record. Gene Ontology annotation, biological process: base-excision repair. Gene Ontology annotation, molecular function: 4 iron, 4 sulfur cluster binding; DNA N-glycosylase activity; DNA demethylase activity.
ACCGGGAACGGGAGUCAUCAGUUAUAUCUAAACACCUCAAUGGGACUCUCUGUUGUUUGGCUUCUUUCUUUUCUGUUCACAUUUCUUUCACUCCCUGAUUAACUUUUCCCCAUUUUUGAUUCUUUCUGAGGGUUGAAUGAGAUCUGGGCAGUCACUCAAAUUUUGGGUAGCUCUAUAAAUCCUCUCGGAUUUUGCCAAUAUUUUAUCUCUCCGUGCAAUAAAUUCUACCAAACAGCUGAGAAUAAAGUGGCAUUAUCCGUGGAGAUUUCUGUUUUCCCCAUCUUAUUUAAUUAAACUGAAAAUUUUCGGUGAUUGAGAGAUCUGAAUUUUAUCAACCAGAUGAUGCUGAGUGUAAUGUUUAUGGUGAGCUGGGUGAUUCAAUAAAAUGGGGAAGAGAAGGAUGAAGAAUUCUUGAUUUCGAGAAAUCGAAAUCGAAAUCCCGCCUUGAAGGAACUGAAUUGAGUGAGUGAGGAGAAAUCUAAGAACUUAAGAGGUGGGUGGAUCCCUCUUAAGGCAGAGGGAUCGGAAUGGGUGAACAGGGAGGAGAUCAAAGUUCUUGCUGUUGGAUGCCACCAACUCCUUACAGGCCUAUUCUCACCAGACCGGAGACCAAAUUGCGGCCGGAAAUUUCGACGUCCUCGAGACCAUUGGGGGUAGAAGAAAUUCAAGAGAAUAGAUUAGUUAUAGACUUGGAUCCGGAUCCCGCGGAAGAGAGCGGAUUUGUUUACCAUGGAGCUGGAGUUGGAGCCGGUAGCGGCGUUGAAACUUCAACGGACGCUUAUUUCCGCCGCGUGGCACAGUGGAGAGAUGUCCCUUGCAAAGAGCUCAUGAUCCUCGCGGUGGCCUCUGCGAAUGAUGGGAGCGGUAGUGCAGUGCUGGGAGAUACUCAGCAUGAAUUUUCAUUCCCUGACAACCAUCCUUAUGAUCUGAAUAUUCCACCUCCGACUACAAAUGGCCAAUUUGCACCUAUAACACCAGAUAAGUCCAUGAGAGUUGACAGUGAACAAAUGUAUCGAAUUCCGAGCUCCAAUGCUGACGAUGGACAAGGCCAGGAGAUAGAAGAGCAAUGGGAUGCUAAUUCUGCGACAAUUAAUAUCAUUGAUCUGGAAAACAAUAAAGAUAUAGAAAAAUCUGCUGUGGAUUCAUCACAAGCUACUUUCUCCACGCAGCUCCAGGAACACUGCAACCCUGACAAGGAGGUGAACAUCAGUAUCGACUUGAACAAGACACCACAACCGAAACAAAGAAGGAGAAAGCACAGGCCAAAGGUGAUUAUAGAAGGCAAGCCAAAAAGAAACACACAGCCUUCUGUUUCUAUGGAAAAUCCAAAACCCAAAAGAAAGUAUGUGCGCAAGAGUACACUCAAUAAAAGCACAACUCCUCCACCGCAGGAAUCUACAGAGCAUAUUGAUUCAAAUAAUCUGCAGCCUACAAAGAGAUCAUGCAGAAAGGCUUUAAAUUUUGACGCAGAAGAACCAAGAGAUGGAAGUUCCUCAAGCAAGUCUUUACAUGUGGGUUCACAAUCACAGGAGAUGAAUGUUGGCACCAAUGGAGUUCAAACAAAUUCAACCGCACCACACAGAAAUGAAGUUGAAUUGGUGGCAGAUAACACCCAAGCAGGCAUAGCCCAAGAUCUCAUCCGUUCUACAAGCAGAAUGCUGAAACAUUACUUGUCAUUGCCAGACCAACAACCUCCAAGCACACCACAACAAACGAGAGGUUCUACUACAUAUGUUGAUUCCCAAAAGGAGGCUGCAGAAGAAGUAGGACAAAUGAGCACUCAUAGUGGAUACACUGCACAAACCAUGUUGGAUCGGGACACUAGAUCAUCCCAACGAAGUGCAAAUGAUUCCACCCACAGCACAACUACGGUUCUGACAAUAGAAGAACAAGCAAAAAGAUCAAAGAGAAAUUAUUCGAGUGCUGUUGAGCAAGAAGAUCCUAGGACCAGAAAUUUAUAUGGGGCAAACUAUAAUAAUUUGCCGGCAUACUACAAUGUGAUGUCAUGGGUGCAUUUUCCAUACAUAUACAAGAAGAAGAGGACUGAUAAGGUGCAAAAUUCUACCAUACCAAGCACCUCGUAUCAUGUGAAUAUGGCAGAAAACAUAUGGAGACCAUCGGCAGCUGGCUGCUUGACUCCUGGUCCUCAAGUAAAUGCUGGUAAUGUUUCAACUGCACUUGAAGAAGUGGGAAAUAACCCUCAGGAUAGACCGCAAAGUGUUCACAGUUUCUUGCCCUUGUAUCAGACAGAGAGGUCAACAAAGAGAAGAUCUAGUUGCCCUACAAGGGUUCGCAACUUGGCUUCACUAACCAGAACACCAGAGCACAUACUGCACAGAACCUGUCUCGCCAAUCAACCACCCACUGAUGGCAAUGGUCAAAGAGUGAAUCAAUUUGACAGAUCUCAGACAUGCAUUGACGCCCUAGUCACAGACGUGGGUGCAACACUCGCAAAAAGGAAGAGGACAAAGAGAAAUCCACUUUCCAGUUCACAACGAGGUCUUCUAAUAUAUAAGAACCAGCCAUAUUUUGCCACAGCAUCAGGUGUUCCUCCACAAGUACCAUUCGAACAACUGCUUUCUGCUAUUACUGAGCACUUCAAAUGUUUGGACAUUAAUAGAGAAAAUAGCAGCAGAUUUGCCUAUCACAGGUAUAAUGUCAAAUCUUCUUACAAGGCACAAGAUCAAGAGCACAACGCACUGGUUCUUUAUAGAAGAGAUGGCACUGUUGUACCAUUUGAUGGUUCUUUUGAUCCAAUUAAGAAACGUAAAGCGCGACCUAAAGUUGACCUUGAUCAAGAGACUGAUAGAGUAUGGAAGCUUCUGCUGGAAAAUAUAAACAGUGAAGGUAUUAAUGGCACAGAUGAGGAGAAAGAAAAAUGGUGGGAACAAGAGCGUAAAGUGUUCCGUGGACGUGCAGACAAUUUUAUUUCACGAAUGCAUCUUGUGCAAGGAGAUAGACGCUUCUCUCCGUGGAAGGGAUCAGUUGUGGACUCAGUGGUUGGAGUUUUCCUUACUCAAAAUGUUUCAGACCACCUGUCUAGCUCUGCGUUCAUGUCAAUGGCUGCACAUUUUCCCCUGAAGUCAAGGAGCAACGAAAUAUCAUGCGAUGAAGAAGUUGCGAGCUUGGUCGUAGAUGAACCAGAAGUAUGCAUUAGUGAGAAUUCAAACCAGCCAGGUUGUGACUGGAGUUCCCUAACGUUCCAUGACGCUGAGCAUAGUGAAGAAAAAGUUGUCAACGGACACAAUAACUCUGGAAGCACUACUGAGGGUGUUAUCUCAACAAAUGAAGCACAAUGCAAGCUUUCACAUCCAUCUGAACCUGGUCCGGGAAUGUAUCCUAACUCAUUAAUGAACAGGUCAACCACCAAGAUCACAAGAACAGAAUUGUACCUGCAGGAGGAUAUGAGAACGUACAAUGGAGUUUCAUCUCAAAAUUCUGUGGAUUCUUCAACUUCACAAACUGUGGAAAAGACAGGAUCGUGCGAGAGCAACUCAGAAACAGAGAAUCCGCCUAAUAGAUGUGAAAACAGCAGUUUAGAUCACUCCACUUCGUUUGUGGAGCUUUUACAGAGGGCCGAAUCAAGUAUGCUGCAUUACAGUCUCGGGAGCACCCAUAUGUCCUCUCAUGACAUAUCAAACUGUGGAGGUUACCAACCUGCAUGUGUGCAGCAUAAUGACCAAAGAUGUGAGAUAAACAGAGAAGCAUCCCUUGAGCCUUCCAGUAACUGUUGUUUGAAUCUAACCCCCAACCCAGGAGUACAGCAAGUUGAGUACUUUGAUUUGUACGGAGAAGUAACCCAGUCUUCUUAUGCAUCCAAAAAUAAAUGUGAAGAUAGUCCGAGUGAAAGAAGUGCACUAACAUCAGAAUCUCCCAGUCAAGAUACAACACAUAACAAGCUGACAGUGAAUGUUCAAGAAGCACCAAGAUGUUCCGGAAAUUCAUGCAAUAACAUUCAGGUAGGUAAUAAUAUGGCCCAGUCUCAACUCGGGUUGGCUGGGAGCUCAAAUAAUGUUGACAUACAUUCUCAGGAGCAAAACAGUAAGAUACAGCAAAGUUGCUUGAACAUUUCUGGAGGGACCACAGAUGUUAUGCAGAAGGCAACAGAGUUGGGUUCAAAUGAGCAGAGUAAUUCAGUUAACAAGGAGUUCAGUAGUACGAAUGCUGCUACCUCCAACACAAAGAACAGAAAAGCUGGAAAAGAGAAAAAAGAUCAGCAAGAUUGGGACAAAUUAAGGAAACAAGCAGAAUUAAAUGGAAAGAAAAGGGAAAAGACAGAAAAUACAAUGGAUUCCUUGGACUGGGAAGCCGUAAGAUGUGCAGAUGUUAAUGAGAUCGCCCAAACCAUCAAAGAGCGGGGGAUGAAUAAUAUGCUUGCAGAACGAAUCAAGGAUUUCCUUAACAGACUGGUCAGAGAGCACGGUAGUGUUGAUCUUGAAUGGUUGAGGGACGUUCCACCUGACCAAGCAAAAGAGUAUCUGCUGAGCUUUCGCGGAUUGGGGUUGAAAAGCGUGGAAUGUGUGCGGCUUUUGACACUGCACCAUCUUGCUUUUCCAGUGGACACAAAUGUUGGACGUAUAGCUGUACGGCUUGGAUGGGUACCCCUUCAGCCCCUGCCUGAGUCAUUGCAGUUGCAUCUUCUUGAACUGUACCCAGUGCUGGAAUCCAUACAAAAGUAUUUGUGGCCACGACUGUGCAAGCUUGACCAAAGAACAUUGUACGAGCUGCAUUACCAAAUGAUAACAUUUGGAAAGGUCUUCUGCACGAAAAGCAAGCCGAAUUGUAAUGCAUGCCCGCUGAGAACAGAUUGUAGGCAUUUUGCAAGCGCAUUUGCGAGUGCAAGGCUUGCGCUGCCGGGACCAGAGGAGCAAAGCAUAGUGAGUGCAACUGAAGACAGAACUACCCAUCCAAACCCUGCUGGUGUCAACAAUAGAAUGCCCUUGCCCUUCCCUCAGGCAACAUACCAGCAAUUGGAAGCAAGCCAGAAAUCAGAAGUAAAAUCUACAUUUGGUCAUUGUGAACCUACAACGUUCCAGCAAUUGGAAGCAAGCCAGAUAUCUGACGCAAAAUCUGCAGUUGGUAAAUGUGAACCUAUUAUUGAAGAACCAGCAUCACCAGAGCCAGUGUGUACACAGAUAUCAGAGGACAUUGAGGACUUCUGUGAAGGUCCUGACGAAAUUCCAACCAUUAAACUUAACAUUGAAGAGUUCACUCAGACUUUGCAAAAUUAUAUGGAAAAAAACAUGGAGCUUCAAGAAGGUGAAAUGUCAAAAGCUUUAGUCUCUCUAACAUCAGAAGCUGCAUCAUUACCAACUCCCAAGCUUAAGAACGUGAGCCGACUGCGAACUGAGCACCAAGUCUAUGAACUUCCUGAUACGCACCCUCUUCUAGAAAUGUUGCAUAUGGAUAAGCGAGAACCUGACGAUCCGUGCAAUUACCUUCUGGCUAUUUGGACUCCAGGUGAAACUCCAAAUUCCAUUCAACCACCAGAGAAAAGGUGUAGUUCUCAAGAACUUGGCAAAUUGUGUGACGAUAUGGAAUGUUUCUCAUGCAACAGUGCACGGGAAGCAAAUUCACAAACAGUCCGAGGGACUCUCUUGAUACCAUGCCGAACAGCAAUGAGAGGGAGCUUUCCACUUAACGGAACCUACUUUCAAGUUAAUGAGGUAUUUGCUGACCAUGAUUCGAGCAUUAACCCAAUUGAUGUUCCAAGGGCUUGGUUGUGGAAGCUAUACAGGAGAACAGUGUACUUCGGAACCUCGAUACCAACAAUAUUUAAAGGGUUAUCAACACCAGAAAUUCAGCACUGCUUCUGGAGAGGAUUUGUCUGCGUGAGGGGAUUUGACCAAAAGACGCGGGCACCGCGUCCAUUAAUGGCACGACUGCACUUCCCAGCCAGCAAGUUGGUCAAAACAAAAGAUAAGAGAGAGGAGUAGCCACCCAGAAGUCUCAAAGCAAGUCUAUAGAGCAGCACACAGCCCACAUUGAGCCACCCACAAGUUUCAAAGCAAGUCUAUAGAGCUGCACAUACCCCGCAUUGAGUGGCAAAGCAUUCAAAAGUUGUAAAUUGGCUCGUGUAGUAAAGAGUCGAGUUCUAGUUUAGUUGUUUGCUCAAUUGACUCAGAGGGCAUUUAGCCAUUUGUGUAAGAACGGCCAGCAUAACCGAACGAAACCAUGCGGCUUUAUACACUAGUUAGUUUCUUGAGCAAAUUUAGUUCAAGGUUGUGAGCUUAGCAGUCAAAGAUAGAUAAAGAUAGCUCAAGCUGGUGCAAAGUAU